Daucus carota subsp. sativus is the source of this 3141-nucleotide messenger RNA. Its product is annotated as pentatricopeptide repeat-containing protein At3g63370, chloroplastic. Gene Ontology annotation, molecular function: zinc ion binding; protein binding. The coding region runs from base 116 to 2968 and encodes 950 amino acids. The record is from RefSeq and is a predicted model, not a curated record. NCBI's taxonomy places the organism in Eukaryota, Viridiplantae, Streptophyta, Magnoliopsida, Apiales, Apiaceae. The transcript has a single exon.
UAAUCAGCCGAAACGUGAGAUUACAAAGUGCAAUAAGCUCAAUAAAAAUAUAUUUUGCUGAAACCGGAUAAACAGACAGUUUCACGCCCUCACCUUUGGUAGCUCAGUUUUUGCAAUGGGUACAGCAGUCCAAGUAUCACCGUUAAUUGUACAUCCCAUUUUUAAGGAGACCCAUAUUGACACUCCUCAUAAAAGUCUCAAUUUUUCGAAGAAACUCGUGAAAACGCAAUCUUUUAGAGAUAUUUGUAAGCAAGGGAGUCUCAAAGAAGCUUUUGUGUCACUUAGUGAUGGACUAGCGGAUCAAAAGAGAAGUCAAGAUUGUUUUGAUGAACAUUACUCGUUAGUGCUCGAGCUUUGUGGGAGUCAAAAGGCUUUGUUUCAGGGCCAACAAAUUCAUACCCGUGUUUUGAAAUCAGAUCAUGUAUAUGAUCAAGUGUUUUUGGGAACAAAGCUUGUUUUCUUUUAUGGGAAAUGUGGGGUUUUUUCCGAUGCUCGGAAGGUGUUUGAUGAAAUGUCUGAGAGAAGUGUUUUUACGUGGAAUGCGAUGAUGGGUGCUUAUGUGACAAAUGGGGAGCCUUUUGAGGCACUGGAAUUGCAUAGGGAGAUGUGGGUUUCUGGGAAUUCUCCUGAUGCUUGGACUUUUACGUCUGUACUUAAGGCGUGUGGUGAGUGUAUAGAGAUAUGUCAUGGGAAACAAAUUCACGGGCUUGUUAUUAAGCAUGGGUUGUUUACAAAUGUGUUUGUCUUGAAUGCCCUGAUGGCUAUGUAUACCAAGUGUAGGGAUCAAAAUGCUGCAAUGCUGUUAUUUGAUCGAAUGGUUGAGACAAAGGAUGUUGUAUCAUGGAAUUCCAUUAUUUCAGGUUUUAACGCAAAUGGGCAAUAUAUGAAAGCACUGAGUAGUUUUAGAGAUAUGCAAGUCACUGAGAUUUUCCCAACCACAUAUACCUUUGUUAUUACUCUGCAAGCUUGUGAAGAGCUGGUGUUUUUGAAUUUUGGUAAGCAGAUCCAUGCUAGUGUACUUAAAUCCUCUCAUUAUGCUGACAUUUAUGUUGCCAAUGCUUUGAUAGUGAUGUAUAGUAAAUGUGGUAAAAUGGCUGAGGCUGCAAUAAUUUUUUUUGAUAUGGAAGUAAAGGAUAAUAUUUCAUGGAACUCGAUGCUAUCUGGAUUGGUUCAAAACGGUUUGUAUGAUGAAACUCGUGAAAUGUUUCGGGAGAUGCAGAAGGCUCGAUAUGAACCUGAUAAGUGCUCAGUUUUAAGUAUGCUUGCUACCUCUGGUCGAUUGCGAAACAUAUUCAUUGGUAUGGAACUUCAUGCUUACACUAUAAAAAAUGGAAUAGAUGGUGACUUGCAGGUUGGUAACACACUGAUUGAUAUGUAUGCAAAAUGUUGCAAGAUAGAUAAUAUGAACAAUGUAUUCAAUAGAAUUCUUUUUAAGGAUGGUAUAUCAUGGACUACUAUAAUUGCGGGUUACAUUCAGAACAACUGUCACUUAAAGGCCAUUCAAUUUUUUCGGGAAGCAUUGUUGAAAAGAGUUAAUGUUGAUUCAAUGAUGAUUGGGAGCAUUCUUCAAGCUUGUAGCAGGUUACAUUGCAUUUUACUUGUUAAAGAACUUCACGGUUAUACAAUGCGAAGAGAAUUAUCUGAUAUUGUGCAGGAGAAUACAUUUCUGGAUCUUUAUGGAGAGUGUGGAAAUGUAAAUUAUGCAUUUCAUCUUUUUGAACAAAUGAAAAUUAAAGAUGUCGUAUCCUGGACAAGCAUGAUAUCUUGUUAUGUCAAUAAUAGACGUGCAAACGAGGGUCUAGCACUUUUCCUUUCCAUGAUAGCAGCAGGCAUCAAAUCUGACUCAGUUGCACUGGUGAGUGCACUCUCUGCUGCUGCAGAUUUAUCUUCUUUGAGAAAAGGGAAAGAGAUUCAUGGAUUUUUGAUUCGAAAGGGCUUCAUUAAGGAAGGUCAUGUUGCAGGGUCUCUUUUAGAUAUGUAUGCCUGCUGUGGAGCUGUGCAGAACUCAUGGAAGGUGUUUAGUUCUGUUGACGACAAGGACCUAGUUUUGUGGACUACCAUGAUUAAUGCAUAUGGAAUGCAUGGCUAUGGUGAGACUGCCAUUAGAUUAUUUCAAAUGAUGGUGGGUGAAAAAAUACUCCCAGAUCAUAUAAGUUUUUUAGCACUUCUUUAUGCAUGUAGUCAUUCAUCCCUGGUAGAUGAAGGCAGGAAGUAUUUCAAAAGUAUGAUUUGUGAAUACAAAUUAGAGCCAUGGCCAGAGCACUAUGUUUGUCUGGUUGAUAUGCUUGGCCGUGCAAAUCAACUUGAUGAGGCAUUCCAGUUUGUCGAGAGUAUGGAAGUAGAACCUACUGCUGCUGUCUACUGUGCUCUUCUUAAUGCUUGUCGUAUACAUCACAACAAAGAGGGAUCAGAUUUAGCUGCAAAAAAACUAUUAGAGUUAGAUCCGUGGGAUCCUGGGAAUUAUGUGCUUAUAUCUAACGUAUAUGCUUCACAAGGUAGAUGGGAUGAUGUAGAAGAAGUGAGAACUAAAAUGAAAGAAAAAGGACUAAAGAAAGAUCCCGCGUGUAGUUGGAUUGAAGUUGGCAAUAAUGUUCAUACGUUUACGGCAGGAGACAAGUCUCAUCCGGAGUCUGAUAAAAUCCAUCGAAAACUAGCUAGCAUUACCAGGAGAUUGGAAAUAGAGGGAGGGUACGUGGCGCAGACCAACUUUGUGCUACACAAUGUAGAUGAGAAAGAGAAGGUGAAGAUGCUUCAGGGUCAUAGUGAAAGAUUGGCUAUUGCAUAUGGUCUACUUACAAACUCUAGUGGAGCUCCUAUUCGGAUAACAAAAAAUCUCCGUAUUUGUGAUGACUGCCAUUAUUUCAGCAAGCUUGUGUCGAAGUUAUACGGAUGUGAAAUUAUAGCAAGAGAUGCUAACAGAUUUCAUCAUUUUGUUGGUGGAGUUUGCUCCUGUAGAAAUUUCUGGUAACAUUAUGAGUUAGGUAAAGUCAAUAUUGUUAAAGAAAAAUCUUGUACAAAGUUGUGGUGAAGAUGCUUCAGGCUCAUGUAGAAAUUUCUGAUAAGCAUUCUGAGGUAAAGUCAAUAUUGUAAAAAAUAAUUUGUACAAAGUUGUGGUGAAGAUGCUUCAGGUUUAUCUGGAAA